This is a messenger RNA of Acaulospora colombiana, 915 nucleotides long. Lineage: Eukaryota; Fungi; Glomeromycota; Glomeromycetes; Diversisporales; Acaulosporaceae. The record is from the annotation of a GenBank genome assembly.
AUGGGAAAUACACAAUCGAAUGCGCCCAUAGAAUCUAAUGAGAGUGAUACCAAAAUAUUCUCGGAAACACCUAAAGAUAAUCCGAUAAUCCCUGUUGCCGGAGGUCGUCCGAUUAAAAAUCCAUUUCAUGAUUUCGGUUCAAAUUCACCGUUUGUCGGUUCACCAUUGCUUUCUCACGAAGAAUACAGAAAAACAGGAGGAUUCGAAGACAUGUAUGAAUACAUUCAAAGCGACGAUUUGGCCUCAAGUUACGAUACCCUGGCAGAUGAUGGAGGCCCUUCUGAAACUCGACCGUCAUCAUCAAUAAUAGCUGAACCGCCAUAUAGAAAUUCUAACAAAAUUGUAUACGAUUCUAGUCUAAGUGGACGCCUGACCCCAUUAACAAGCGCCAACAAACAAGGGACGCAUAAGCUAAAGUUUAUCGUAGAUGAUGAAUGGAAAUGUUCCAGUGACCUUUCAACGGCCACAGAUCCGGAUGGUAAUUUGAUAAACUACUUGGAAGUUCAUGAGGACGAUUAUGAAACCAUUAAUCGUGAAGGAUUGGAUUCUAAUGGUUUCUUGCCAAGUACUCCACCGGGUGAUUACACGGACGAGGUUCCCAGUUACAUAUUGGACUAUGCCAAAUCCCUUGAUGCUGAGGGGGACGCUAGCGCUAUGAGUAAUUCUGACACGGAAGAUCAGAAUGAACCUUCUGAACGUGUAACGAAGGAUCAACCACCAACCCUACCUCCGCACUUAGAAAGGGUUUUGCUUAAUAGCCCUGUGAUUUCUAAGGAUGAUAAUAGUGUCCUUCCCGAGCCCAAUCACGUAGUCUUAAAUCACUUGUACGCCUGUUCGAUAAGGGAUGGUGUCAUGGCUGUUGCCGGCACCACUAGGUACAGAAAAAAGGUUAGUUACAUGAUUUCUCAUAUCUGA